CCGCAGCACACCUGUGCAGUAAUUUGUUAGACCACAGGUGCAAGAGAGGAAAUUCUGAUACCAACAGAGAUCAGCAGGGGAGCAAAAUGCCAAAGAAAAGUGAUACAAGAAAAUUAGAAGACGUGGGAAUAGAAAUUGAUGGAGAGGUGGACGGUGCUGAAGAGAACAACAAACCCAAAGGCAAAGGUGCUAAAAAAACCGCAGCCGGCAAACGUGGCAAGGCUGCUGCAAGUGAGGAUGACGAGGAUGAUGAUGAUGCACCCCCUAGAGCUCGUAGAGCGGCCAAUAAAAAGAAACCGGCCCAGGCAGAGGCAGACGAGGAGGAUAGCGACGAUGACAUUCCGCAGAGGAGAUGUGCAGGGAACAGGAGAAGAGGAAAAGUGAGAGACAAAGGUGGAGAAGGGGGAGAAAGCAAAAGGAAAGGGAGAGGCGGGAAAAAACAGAAGAACUCUAAAGGCAAAGCAAAGGAAAAUGAUAAAGGAAGCGACGAUGACAAGAAGAAGAAAAAGGAUAGUAGUGGAGACGAUUCAAAUUCUGAUGAAGAAGAGGACUCCAUGUCUGAAGGAGAAAUGGCCAGAUUGAUGGAGGAGGUGGAGGAGAAGAAGAAACUGAUAGCAAAUAUCAGAAACAAGCCCUGGAGAAUGAGAAGACGACUCAAAGUUCUCAAGGAGGCUCAGCAGUUUGUGGAUAAAUUUGAAGGAGCUCUGGGCAAAGGCAAAGGCAGGAAGCUAUAUGCUUACAAAGUCAUGAUGAUGAAGAAAUGGAUCAAAUUUCAACGAGAUUUCGAAAAUUUUAGAACGGCUUGCAUACCUUGGGAGCGGAAAAUAAAGGAAGUUGAGAGUCACUUUGGCUCCUCUGUUGCUUCAUAUUUUAUCUUCCUGCGUUGGAUGUACGGCAUGAACAUGGUCCUCUUCGGCUUGACUUUUGGCCUGGUUGUGAUACCAGAGGUUCUCAUGGGACUUCCAUAUGGGUCCAUUCCUCGGAAAACUGUGCCGAGGGAGGAUCAAGACACUGCGAUGGAUUACUCUGUACUUACGGACUUCAGUGGUUACUGCAAGUACUCAGUACUUUUCUAUGGCUACUACAAUAACCAGAGAACCAUUGGCUUACUGAAGUUUCGUCUCCCUCUGUCCUACCUCAUGGUGGGCAUUGGGACCUUCGGGUAUAGCCUCAUGGUUGUGAUCAGAACGAUGGCUAAAAACGCAGAUGUGGGGGGAGGGGACGGCGAGGACAAUGAAUUCACUUUUGCCUGGAAGAUGUUCACCAGCUGGGAUUAUCUUAUUGGAAAUUCUGAGACAGCCGACAAUAAAUUUGCCUCCAUCACCACCAGCUUCAAAGAGUCCAUUGUGGAUGAACAGGAGAACCAAAAGGAUGAGAACAUUCAUCUCAGAAGGUUCUUACGUGUCCUAGCCAACCUCCUUAUCACCUGUACUCUAGGAGGAAGUGGCUAUCUCAUCUACUUUGUGGUCAAACGCUCCCAAGAGUUUGCUAACAUGAGCAACCUCUCCUGGUAUGAGAAGAAUGAGCUUGAGAUCAUCAUGUCUCUUUUGGGUCUGGUGGGUCCAAUGCUCUUUGAGACGAUUGCUGAAUUGGAAGAAUACCAUCCACGUAUUGCUCUUAAGUGGCAGCUGGGCCGUAUAUUUGCGCUCUUUCUUGGUAACCUCUACACAUUCCUGCUCGCUCUGUUUGAUGAGGUCAAUGCAAAACUGGAAGAAGAGGAAUCCAUAAGGAAUGCCAGCAUUUGGUUAUUGAAGGAGUAUUAUGCCAACUACUCAGCCAACAACCCAAAUGACACGGGCACUCCACCUCCUAUACCCCCUGCUGAUGUCAUCAGAGGACCAUGUUGGGAGACCACAGUGGGAAUAGAAUUUGUGAAGCUUACAGUAUCAGAUAUACAGGUGACUUAUCUGACCAUCCUGAUUGGUGACUUUCUGAGAGCAGUGAUUGUGCGUUUCCUGAACUACUGCUGGUGCUGGGACCUGGAAGCAGGCUGGCCUUCCUAUGGUGAAUUUGACAUAAGCGGCAAUGUGCUUGGUUUGGUUUUCAACCAAGGAAUGAUCUGGAUGGGUGCGUUCUACGCACCUGGUCUGGUUGGAAUCAAUGUUCUACGUCUCCUGUCCUCUAUGUACUACCAGUGCUGGGCUGUAAUGGCCUGCAAUGUCCCUCAUGAGAGAGUCUUCAAAGCUUCCAAAUCCAAUAACUUUUACAUGGGCCUGUUACUGCUCAUCCUCUUUCUGAGUCUACUUCCUGUGGUUUACACCAUCAUGUCUUUACCUCCUUCCUUUGACUGCGGACCUUUCAGUGGCAAGGAAAGAAUGUUUGAUGUCGUUAUGGAGACCAUUGAUCUGGAUCUACCAGCAUUUAUGGGGACGCUUUUCAGUUAUGCAGCAAAUCCUGGCCUUAUUAUACCUGCAGUACUACUCAUGGUAUUGGCAAUUUAUUAUCUUAAUUCAGUGUCAGAAGCCUACAAGAAUUCCAACAUGGAGCUAAAAAAGAAGAUGCAGAUGGCAAGAGAUGAAGAGAAGAACAGACGCAACAACAAAGACAGCACUAACCAAGUGAUGAAGGAUUUAGAAGAUCUGCUCCCCAAUCGUUCUCUGGCGCCCCCUGCCCCUCCAGUGAAUAAUGCAGAAAAAAGACCUGAGGGUGGAAAAUCUCCAAAAGUGAAACCAGGAACUGCUGGAGGUGGCGUGCAUGUGCAGAAAGACGUGUCACUUGCAUCAGCCAAUCCUAAUGCCCGGGGACCUGUGACUCGAGCACCAGGUCCCCGGGGACCUGUGACUCGAGCACCAGGUCCCCGGGGACCUGGUCCACUACCUGGUCGACCAGGGGCAGGACCCCCUAGAUGGCAGUAAUAUGUGAUGAGUUUAGAAUUGUGUGCACUAGUUGUCUAUGUGCGUGAUUCUGCUUUAGAAGUGGUAUUGAUUGUCUUUCUAAAGAAAAAAAUAUAAUAUAUACAGUAUAAAUUGUAUGUACACUCUAACAAUAAAGGUGCUUAAAAGGUUCUUCACAGCGAUGCCAUAGAAGAACCAUUGUUGGUUCCACAAAGAACCAUUCAGUCAAAGGAUCUUUAAAGAACCAUCUCUUUCUUACUUUUUUAUAAUCUGAAGAACCCUUUUCUGUAUUUUUGUGAAGCAGAAAGGUUCUUCAGAUGUUAAAGGUUCUUUAUGGAACCAAAAGGUUCUCUGGCAUCGAAGAACCUUUUGACGCACCUUUUUUUUAAGAGCGUAUAUAGCUGCUAUAAACAUUUGUGGAAAUUUGUAAACAUUAAAUACUGUGUAUGUUUUAUAUACAUUUAACAUUUCUUCAAGUUUGGGAAAGAUUAGAUAUGUCACCUGGCUAAAUGCUCAUUAUGUAUUUAAGGUGUGUAAAUGAUAUCACUUGCCUAUCUGAUAUACAACUGAAUAACUGAUGCAACUCUUAUUUAUU
Molecule: messenger RNA, 3429 nt
Organism: Triplophysa rosa
Lineage: Eukaryota; Metazoa; Chordata; Actinopteri; Cypriniformes; Nemacheilidae
Gene: tmc2a
Product: transmembrane channel-like 2a
Exons: 20
Coding region: 87-2855 (922 amino acids)
Biological process (GO): vestibular reflex; detection of mechanical stimulus involved in sensory perception of sound
Cellular component (GO): plasma membrane
Molecular function (GO): mechanosensitive monoatomic ion channel activity
Source: RefSeq, a predicted model, not a curated record